AUGCCAUGUGAUGAACCAACAAGCGAAGGCUAUACGCCUUUGCUUUUAGCUGCAAUGAAUGGAAAUACAAAUUGCGUUACCUUUCUUUCGAAGAUUACAAGAAAUAUUAAUUAUUUCUAUGAUCAAAACUCAGCGAUGAAUUAUGCUGCAAAAUGGAGAGAUGUUAAAAUGAUGGAAAGCCUUUUAGCCGCAGGUGCAAAUAUAAAUAAUCCUGAUAAGAACGGAUUAACUCCAUUAAACGAAGUUAGCUCUGAUUCAAUAAUUUGUGCUCAAUUUUUAUUAUCGAAAAAUGCCAAUCCAAACAUACCAGACAUUGAUGGAAGAACUCCAUUAAUGAAUUCAAUUAUUCACCAAAAAAUUCCAAUUUGUUCACUGUUGAUUUCAUUUAAUGCUGAUAUAAAUUUAUUAGAUUUUGAAGGAAAAUCAGCAUUAUAUUAUGCAAUCAACUUAGAAAAUAUAGAUAUUGUCAUGAUAUUACUUUCAAAAGGAGCGAAAUUGUAUAUUAAUACAGAUGAUUUACAUGAUUGUUUAGACUUUGCAAAACAGAAGAAUAAUCAAGAUAUAUUGAAUAUUAUAGAGGACUACUCGACAAAAAGAAUGUGA
Messenger RNA from Trichomonas vaginalis G3, 603 nucleotides. Its product is annotated as spectrin binding. The record is from RefSeq and is a predicted model, not a curated record. Gene Ontology annotation, molecular function: protein binding. Bases 1 to 603 code for a protein of 200 amino acids. The transcript has a single exon. Lineage: Eukaryota; Parabasalia; Trichomonadida; Trichomonadidae.